Penicillium oxalicum is the source of this 1365-nucleotide messenger RNA. Its product is annotated as camp independent regulatory protein. The record is from RefSeq and is a predicted model, not a curated record. The transcript is spliced from 2 exons. NCBI's taxonomy places the organism in Eukaryota, Fungi, Ascomycota, Eurotiomycetes, Eurotiales, Aspergillaceae. Gene Ontology annotation, molecular function: DNA binding. Bases 1 to 1365 code for a protein of 454 amino acids.
AUGGAGACAUACUACGGCCAUGUUCGCACGCCAGCGGACGCGAUUAUUCUUUUCGAAGCCUGCCGGAUCGGUCUUCUGCCCAGAGUUCAGCGCCGACUAUCAGAGAAGGAACGACAGUCGAUACGGUCGGGUUCCGUCUUCGUCUGGGAUGAGCGAGAGGCUGGAAUGCGACGAUGGACCGAUGGAAAGUCAUGGAGCGCCAGCCGCGUCUCUGGAAGCUUCCUAACGUACCGUGAAAUGGAAGGGAAACGAGGUGGCGGUACUGGUCCUCAAACGUCCGUUGCGCGACCUGGAAAGACGCCGGAAAGCCGAGGCAGCGACGAUGAUCGAGGCGACGGCACCGACGAGGGUCCUGAUGGGUAUCGAUAUAAACCCGACGGCCUCAUGAAGCAGUCUUUCAGUAUCACCACCUCGACCGGGCAACACCUGCACUUGAUCAGUUACUAUUCGCGCUCUCACCCAUCCGCCGCCAACCUUCAACAGCCCACAACCGACCCAGCUCUCCGGCAUGUUCGGCCCCAAAAAGGUCUUUAUCCCGAGUCCACGGUCAAUGACCAACAGAAUCUUCCAGUCGUGACUCGCGGGCCUAUGCCCGGUGCUGCUGCCUAUCCCAUUACACCUCACCCCAUGAGCGGAUUUCCACGGACCAUGGCCGGCCACACCCAGGCGUACACGCAAAUCCACCAUGCGUGGCCGCCCAUCUCCGCUCGCGACUCCUCCUACCAUCGCGUCGGCGCGGCGGGUGGGCCAUCCCCAUAUGGGCCACCGCCACCUCAUCAACCUCCGCCGCAUUUCCAGCAGAUGUCUCACGGGUUGCCACCUCCCGCACAUCCCCUCGCAAGCCCUUACGACCGACACGGUCACCACGAGGCCGCCAUGCCACCAGCGGCAGCCCCUCAACCGAUCGGUGGCCCAGCCUACCCUGGACGAUCGCCUCGAGCUGUACCGCAGCAGCAGCCUCCUGCUCCCGAGCAGAGGAGUCCACGGGUUUACGGUCACCCUGUCUCAGAUCCCCGAAUCUCUUCGCCGAGGAAUCCUCCCGGCCCCGUCAUGCAAGCGAAUGGAGUCAAUCAUAGCCCGCAAAUUCCCAAGCAGACGCCCCCGAGUGCGUCACGACAGUUGGGAUCGGUCGGCACUCCCCCGAAGCCGGAGUCUGGGUCCGUUCCCGGCAUUGGGGCACUUGUGAGCGGUGCUUCGCUUGCCCCUAUCACCGUCGCCGCGUCCUCGAUCGGCGCACCGGGGAGUCCCCAUGUCGCUCGCGCGCCCAUCGUUCCCGACGGACCUCGAGACAUUCCCAAUGACAAGAUUGGGUUUGUCGGAGAGGACAUGAGAGCGCUGCGACAGUUAGACAGAGUCUUCAUCUGA